Umbelopsis ramanniana AG is the source of this 384-nucleotide messenger RNA. RefSeq lists its product as uncharacterized. The coding region runs from base 217 to 384 and encodes 55 amino acids. The transcript has 2 exons. Lineage: Eukaryota; Fungi; Mucoromycota; Umbelopsidomycetes; Umbelopsidales; Umbelopsidaceae. The record is from RefSeq and is a predicted model, not a curated record.
UUGUAGCCAUCACCAACGAAUAUAGAAGCAGCCAAACCUGUGUCUUUUGCUUUGGUCAAGUGACGAGACCACUCACUCCAAGCGGUAGCAAAGUCCUUGGAGUUUCGAGAUGCCUGAACAGCAACUGUCUGGCAUUUCAGACUGGUCGAGCUUGCCAAGGCAGGGACACACAGGCUUCUCUCGCCAUUGCUCUUGCUGGCCUAUCUACAAUCAUAGAUGGUCAGCCCCUUGCACCUUUCAACUCUCGCCUUGGACAAAGAUAAGACAGACUUAGUGUUGCAUUCAGUCCUUGUUUCGCAUUGCUUCAUUUGCUUCCGUUUCGCAUCGCUUCUUCAUUUGCUUCGUAAUAGAAAUAAUAUGUUUCAACAUCCAGCAGCAAAUUGA